Molecule: messenger RNA, 2551 nt
Organism: Pollicipes pollicipes
Lineage: Eukaryota; Metazoa; Arthropoda; Thecostraca; Pollicipedomorpha; Pollicipedidae
Product: beta-galactosidase
Exons: 3
Coding region: 1-1881 (626 amino acids)
Biological process (GO): carbohydrate metabolic process
Molecular function (GO): beta-galactosidase activity
Source: RefSeq, a predicted model, not a curated record
AUGCCCAUGAAGACUUCGUAUGGCUUCGAGUCAUCCACGUGCCUGAAGCAGACGGACAGCUGUUCGACGUUCGAGCGGCACUCAUUCACCGUCGGGCCCGACACCUUCCAGCGCGACGGCAGGCCGUUCCGCUACGUCUCCGGCUCGGUGCACUACUUCAAGGUGCCUCGCGCCUACUGGCGGGACCGGCUGACGCGGCUGCGCGCGAGCGGCGCCAACGCGCUGCAGACGUACGUCCAGUGGAGCGAGCAUCAGCCCGAGGAAAACGUCACCGACUUCAGCGGCCAGCGCGACCUGGAGGAGUUCGUGCGGAUGGCGCAGGAGCUGGGGCUGCUGGUGAUCCUGCGGCCGGGGCCCUACAUCGACGCCGAGCGCGACCUGGGCGGCCUGCCGUACUGGCUGCUGCGGCGGCCGGGCGUGCGUCUUCGGACCAGUGACCCUCGCUACAUGUCGGCCGUGACGGCUUGGUACGAGCAGCUUCUGCCGCGGCUCCGGCCGCAGCUCUACGUCAACGGCGGACCCGUCAUCAUGGUGCAGGUGGAGAACGAGUACGGCAGUUACCCGGCGUGCGACGCGGUGUACACGGCGCAGCUGCGGGAUCUGCUGCGCAAGCACCUGGGCGACGACGUGGUCCUCUUCACGACCGACGGCGGCUCCGACUACUACCUGAAGUGCGGCCCGGUAGCCGACGUGUUCGCCACGGUCGACUUCGACACCAACGCCGACGCGGAAGCGGCGUUUGAGGCGCAGCGGCGCCACAACGCCAUAGGCGGACCGCGCGUCAAUUCCGAGUUCUACCCGGGCUGGAUUAACCACUGGGGCUACCCGCGCAACACCGUGUCCACGCAACAGGUCGUCAACGCCACGAAGGCAUUGAUGGCGCUCGGGGCUAGCUUCAACUUCUACAUGAUGCACGGUGGGACUUCCUUUGGCUUCGCAGCCGGCGCCAACAUGGGCGACACGUUCGAGCCGUGCACCACGUCCUACGACUUCGACGCGCCCAUCUCCGAGAAUGGCAACACCACCGACAAGCUGCUGGCUCUGCGCGAACUCAUCUACCCGUACACCAACAUGACGCCGCUGGCCGUGCCCGAUCCGCUGCCGGUGGUCGCGUACGGCGCCGUCGCCAUGACCUGGCAGACGGGCCUGCUGCAGGCCGUGUCCCAGCUGAACGUCACGCGCGUCUCGCACUCGGCCGUGGUGCCGUUCUGCGACGUGCACCAGGCGUACGGCUUCGUCGCCUACUCUGCCGCUGUGACGUGGAAGCCGACCGCGCCGGCCGUGCUGGACGUGCCGGGCCUGCGCGACCGCGCCUACGUCUGGGUGGACGGUCGGCUGGCGGGCGUGCUGACGCGCCAGGACAGCGUGCUCCAGCUGCCGGUGAUGGCCGACCGCGGCAGCCGACUCACCCUGCUGGUGGAGAGCCUCGGCCGCCUCUGCUACGGCGAUGUCGACGACCGCAAGGGCCUGAUGAAGGAGGUGACGCUGGGCGGUCGCCAGCUGAAUGACUGGAACGUCACCACCGUGCCGCAGCAGCUGACGCAGCUGGUGCCAGCGGCGCCGACCACGCCGCUCGAGCCACACCAGCCGGCGCUGUAUCGCGGCCAGUUCAACGCGCCCAGCAAGCCGGCCGACACCUUCCUCCACCUGGACGGGUGGCGCAAGGGCGUGGCGUUCGUCAACGAGCAGAACCUGGGCCGGUACUGGCCGGCCGCCGGGCCGCAGCUGACGCUGUACGUGCCGGCGCCCUUCCUCCAGCCGGGCAGCAACGUCAUCACGCUGCUGGAGCUGGAGGGUGCGCCCUGCGGGCCGGGCGACCACUGCACGGUCUCCCUGAAGGACUACCCGGUCCUGAAUGGUCCGACACCGGACAGAUCGUAGACAGAGCCUGAUCGCGGAGCGCAGACCUGAAAUCACACCUGGUCCGCGUUUUGAUUCUCCCAUGGUGACGGGAAAGGCGUUCAGUCGGGCUUUCUUGGUGAUGCUGUGUUGUUGCGCUGCAUGACGGGAGAGUGAAAAAUAGCCGAUUUACCGGAUAUGAUUGGAGACAAAAUUGUCAUUUUGCCAGCUUGGGGGCUUUAAGGACAAAAUUGUGAAACUGGAACGAUUUACAGCAGACCCCCGUUAGAUAAUACUCCACUUAGCACUGGUGUGUGCUCACCCACGCUUGCACACUUCCAAACUUAGAAGCACGAUUCCUGAUAGUUUCUAACAGGUGACAGAAAUCUACUACGCAAUAUAAUUUAUCAGUGUUAGCGCGCAGAUCAGUGGUAACGCGCGUAUUUAUUCGGGCACGCAUGCUAAUUCCACUGCAGGCAAAAAUGUUAUGCAAAGCUAUCACAGAAGUUAAUGUUUUCCCGGGCUCUUAGAACCUUCUGCUGUACUGCGGAAUAUCAGAGCUUCGUGAGAUGCCCCACCGAAGCAAAGGCCAUUCAUUCUUCGACUCGCGGCCCGGUUCAGCGGACCGACGCAUCAUCAGCCGAAGGUCGGACCAAUCGCUUCUCCUCAGACGCCAGCUGACCACGUGCAGCGAGCCGCCGAGCCGGUCCGU